Messenger RNA from Myripristis murdjan (pinecone soldierfish), 5051 nucleotides. RefSeq names its product TBC1 domain family, member 22B (gene tbc1d22b). The transcript has 14 exons. Gene Ontology annotation, molecular function: GTPase activator activity. The coding region runs from base 223 to 1788 and encodes 521 amino acids. Gene Ontology annotation, biological process: activation of GTPase activity. NCBI's taxonomy places the organism in Eukaryota, Metazoa, Chordata, Actinopteri, Holocentriformes, Holocentridae. The record is from RefSeq and is a predicted model, not a curated record.
ACUCCAAGAUGGCGACUUCCAGCGCUCCGUAUCACACAUAAUCGUAAUUGAAAACAAAAUAACAGCGUCCAGCGGCCGUCUGAAACCCAUGCCGAGGCUGAACAAAAGGAGCCGGGCGGCGCUGCACGGUCGCCGGUGAAACGCGGAAACGGUCUCCCGAUGGUCUGCUGGCGCGAGGUUCCGCUCGCGGUGUCUGUCUGAGGGGAUUUGUGUUAUCCGAGCAUGGCCACCGAGAACAGGAUCAAUUUUUGGAGGAGAAACGCAAAGGUUCCCGGAAGUAUACAGCCAGUUUAUGGAGCUCAGCAUCCACCUCUUGACCCGCGCUUGCGACGCACGUUCCCCAAAGACACUCCAAAGUCGAAGUUCAACAACCUGAAGUCUAAGAAGGCCUCUAGUUUCCAUGAGUUUGCCCGCAGCACCAACGAUGCCUGGGAUAUUGACGAUGAGGAGGAUGAAGAUUUCCUUGGGGCCCCCGCCCCUCCUUCAUCACUGCCAUCAGGCCGGCACUCCACACAUCACCAGUCCUCCCAGCAGCAGCAGAGUCAGGCUGGUGAACCACAGAACCGGAUGGCAGAAAGACUGGCACCUCCCAGUGGAGAAGGUCAGCACCUCCAGGAGGUGCAGGAGGAUGAGGCCGAGUGCGAACAGGUCAACGGCAGGGUGGUCAAGUCCAGUAGUGAGGCCCACCUCAACACAAGCUCAGUUCGUUCAACACUGCAGAAGCAGCAGUCACUCCCUGUCCGUCCCAUCAUCCCUCUGGUGGCUCGCAUCUCAGACCAGAAUGCCUCAGGGGCACCGCCCAUGACGGUGCGAGAGAAGAGCCGACUGGACAAAUUCAAACAGCUGCUCGCUAGUCCCAACACUGACCUAGAAGAGCUCCGGAAGCACAGCUGGUCAGGCAUACCAAGAGAAGUCCGGCCAAUCACAUGGAGACUUCUCUCUGGCUACCUGCCGGCCAACAUGGAGCGCAGAGAAUUGGUGCUUAAGAGGAAGAGAGAGGAGUACUUUGGCUUCAUUGAGCAGUAUUACCACUCCAGAACGGAUGAGCACUAUAAGGACACAUACAGACAGAUCCACAUUGACAUUCCAAGGACCAAUCCUCUGAUUCCCCUGUUCCAGCAGCCUGCAGUACAGGAGGUGUUUGAGCGUAUCCUGUUUAUCUGGGCGAUCCGUCACCCAGCCAGUGGUUACGUCCAGGGGAUCAAUGAUCUGGUGACGCCCUUCUUUGUUGUCUUCCUCUCUGAAUUUGUCAAGGAGGAUGUGGAGAACUUUGAGGUGGCAGCCCUGCCUCUGGACACUCAGAGGAACAUUGAAGCUGACAGCUUCUGGUGUAUGAGCAAAUUGCUGGAUGGGAUACAGGACAACUACACCUUUGCUCAGCCUGGGAUCCAAAACAAAGUGAAGGCUUUGGAGGAGCUGGUCAGCAGAAUAGAUGAGGACAUCCACGGUCAUUUCAAGAAGUAUGAGGUGGAGUACCUGCAGUUCGCCUUCCGAUGGAUGAACAAUCUGCUGAUGAGGGAGCUACCGCUUCGUUGCACUAUCCGACUCUGGGACACAUACCAGGCUGAAGCAGAGGGCUUCUCGCACUUCCACCUGUAUGUCUGCGCUGCUUUCCUCAUAGAGUGGCGCAAAGAAAUCCUCUCCAUGGUUGACUUUCAGGGCCUUCUCAUGCUAUUGCAGAACCUUCCCACAAUCCACUGGGGCAACGAGGAGGUGGGUCUCCUCCUAGCUGAAGCCUACAGACUGAAGUACAUGUUCGCAGACGCACCCAACCACUACAAGAGAUAGGCCUCAGGCUUCCAGAUCACGGCCAAACAGACUAGUUCAAAUCAAACUAGACUGUGUUUGAAUGGACCUCGAGUAUUUGAGACACUCCAGACUUAUAUUGUCUUACGUUGUCUCCGAAAUAACCUGGAAGAGACUGAUAUACCUGUAUAAAGAUGCAUCAUGUAAAAUAUAUACACUAAUGGGGUAAAUUCAUGGCAACUCCUCAACUGAGCCAGGUUUUCCCUCUGGAGAGACUGCUGUUUGGCAAAUUCAGUUCCUGGGAAUCUGCAGGUUUUUAUCUCAGAGCAUUUGGUUAAAUCAACAUGUACUAUAAUAAUUAGGCUUGAAAAUGAAGUCCAGUGUCUUUGGGUUUAUGGUGCACCCCUAGAGCUCAGUGUCCAUGGGACUAUUUAUGCAGUCUGUGUACUGUACCUUUAUCAUUGGACUGUUACAGUGUAAGUGGCCAUACAUUUGAGCUCUUGGUUUACUCAGACUCUCUUAGGUCAUGCAGCAUUGAUUGUCUCACAAGUUAAAUGUACAUUCACGAGAACAUAUGUAAUAUAAUUUAAAAGGAUGAUGAAUGUUUGUGAGAUCAUCCUUUUGGUGAAAGAUGGUAUCCAGAGAUUAUAUUUUUUUCAGACUUGUUUUAGUGAUUGUUUAAAAAAAAAAAAAAAAGAAUUCUAGGGUGUAGAACAAGCAACCACUAUAUUUUGUUGAUUUCUCUUUUAAACCUAUAGCCUACUGCUUGAGUUUUUUCUGCUUCUGUCACGCCAUUGUGAAUAAUACCCACUGCAAGUCUUCCCCUCCCUCAGAACCAGGAGAGCUAAUUUGCGAAGAAGUGACUUUUGUUUUUGGUUCAGCAUGACCAAAUCUGCUCAAAGCAAUCAGCUAAUGAUAGUCCUCAGUUUGGACCACAAACAAUCAGUUAAACGGUGUGUCCCGGUACUGGACGAGAACCAAAACACCUCUCUUGUAAUUCUCAAAAGUCAGAGUGAAUAAGGUCCUGAUGAAGGGCUGACUUUAGAUAAAAGUUUUGGAAAAGCUGAUCUGAUCUUGAUAUAUUCGGUCAGGGUUGGAUUCACUAAUUAUGUUAGAAUGAUUAUGUGACGUGCAGAGCCCUGUCUGUCCGGUCUUAGGAAGUCUGUGAUAUUAGUCUUACACUUUGUGAAUAUGAGCCCAGGCCUGAGCGGUACGGUAACGAGACCCUUGAGACCCUCUUCACUCAGUAUUUGGUACAUUACAUGUUACAUGGUCCGCUGCUGCUACCAACGGUGACCACCCUGUAAACCCGCAGAAAGUGCCGCUUUGCAUUUCAGGUUCACCGUCACAAAGUGGGAGAACUGGUUCCGUGUUAGCUUGCCUUUCAGGGUGUUUGGUAGCGGGUUGGGAAGGGGAACAAGGCAGCGGAUUCACAUCAGCACCGCUCCUGAGUCCAGCUCUCAGCUCCACGGGGCUCCAUGCCUAAGUGAACCCCACAGCCUCAGUGUGAAUAGAUCAGAAAUAAUUCGGGACUUUCCAAUCCAUGUAAUGUUGGGAGUUCCCUUCUCAUGUUUGCACUAGAGAUAAUUUAUUAAUUGAAAUGUGUCUGGGUUCAUCCGGUAUGACUACUAACUAAGCUACCAUGUCUGGCUUUUUAAUUUUGGCCUUUUUAGGUGAAAAUGCUGUUUUAGUCGGAGAUUGCAGCAGAUAUGAAAACUGUUACCAGCUCAAAAUGAGGUUGGUAACAGCUGAUGAGAGUGAUGCUGUUGACAGACUAUCAGAAACUUGACCAAACUAGCUACUUGGUACUUCAUGUUAAGAAUACAAGUCUCGUCUCCUGUUUCUACUUGUUUAGAAAUCAUUUUAGCGACGCAUUGCAAUAUGGUGACUUCAUGGACACAUGCUGGUACUGAAGGUCAUGCGGUCACACCACCUACUUGAGACUGUCCUAUAAACACAGUGCAGCUGGAUUUCAACAUUCAAAAUGAUGCCUUUGUUAUGAGCAUUUGUAAUGUACUCUUGUCUUUUACAGUAUAACAUGGACGAAUGCUUUGUUAACAUUAAUGCCUGUACUAUAUAUAUCAGAUAAUUUUCAGUUUGUUUGCUGUUAAACCCGUGACUUCCUAGUCAGUGACGUGAUCGAGGAAACUGUUUUAAUUUGUGAACUGCAGGAUUUUGUUUUGUUUUGUUUUUUAAUGUGAAUAUGUGUGUCCCACUACUUCAUCUACCUUCAUUACCAGUGAUAAUUAUUUUUACACAAUGUGUGUAAAAGACAGACAAUCAUUAGCCUACAGUGCUUUGAUUUCCUAACCCAUUAGAUUUGCAUCGAGGUUUGUGCUUUCAUCUUUUCCUUUACCUCUGAAAAAUGGCAUUUCACAAUUCUGGAGCAAAUUUUUUCAUUUUCUUUGAUCAGUGGUGGUAAACUUUGAUAAUUUUACUGCGAGCAGAUUGUAGAAUGCACUAGAUAUCCGGCUGAUAUCCUGGUCAUUGUAGACUGCAAAAAAUAGGGAAUCAUCUUUUAAGGAAAGGAUGAUGAGUCUUAAUUCAUUUUCGGAAAACUUGGCAAAAUAAGUUUUUGUUUUUGUUUGUUUGUUUUCCAUUCAGCUGUACUGAAACGCUUCUCUAAGACAACCGUAGUCUACAAUGUUAGCUUUAUAAUGCCAUGAAGUAACUAAGUGCUACUGAUGAUACUGCAGUGCUUAAAUUGAGUCAGUAUGAGAAACUGGCUUAGAUUUAUUUGUAAUGUAACUAUGAUGUCUAUUGAGUUAAGAUUUUAUUCUUUGAUUUUUCCCCCCCUCUCCUUUUUACACUGUGCUUUCUCUCCACAUGCACAAGCUCGUGUGCUCCAGCCCUGUUUUACACAUCUGAAACAACAUCUUCAACAUGUUUUUGAGUGUAAAAGUAAGUUAUGCCUUUAGCCUUAAAGUAGAUUUUUGCGCUCUGCUUCUUCAUCCAUUUGUGCAAAAUGACCGCGUCACCGUGUCGUGCUGUUUUCACUCCAAGGCCUGCCAUGAUUGUGCUGUUCACUCCAACCUGUUUCAUCUGUCUCAGGCCGUCAUGUCCUUAGGACGAAGACAAAGAGAGGCUGAUGAAGAUUUAUUAACUCAGUUUAGUAGUAUUCAUACUGUUUGCUUUUUCUCUUUCUUUUUCCCCAAUCAUCAGAUGCCAAAUCCCUGGGCCAAUACAAUCUGUUCUUGUUAGAGUGCUUCAGUAGUCAGUGCUGGCUUCAGCCUUAAAGGAAGACUUAUUACAGUAAUCUGCUGUAUAUUAAUCUUUGGUUUAUAUUAAACAGUUGUAAUUCUUCA